CAUUUGUAAGGUGCGCGGUGCACAGACCAAAUUCUACCCGACCCGGAAGGAGCAGGAGCUGGAGUCCAAAACUUUACCGUGUGUAUCCAGUAUAGCCAUGAGGCUGAUGCCGUUCUUGCUUCCCCAAGUUUGUGGGCAAGGCGUUAUGUUCUGCCGUACCUGAAGCUGAAUCUGAAUCUUGGUCAUUACUAUUUUCCACUUUUCUUCUUCUCUCUUGCACGCGUGGUAAUAAGACCGUUACUUCCUCACUCUGAACUGAACGUCCAUCCUCGUGUCUUGGCAGAUAUUCGACUUUCCACCUUGUCCACUACUUUCUUUCAACCCCACUACACGCCAUCUUUAUCGACCCAAACUCCCCGCCUUCGUCAUAGUCGUCGGGUUCUCUUCCCAUCAUCGUUCGCCUGCACAUUAUACAGCCGCCAAGAUGUUGAAGAUUUGGUCCAUGAAAAAGGAGCAGCAGAAGGCUGAUAACGCCGAUGCGAUCAGCGGCAAGAAGAAGAAGGUCAAGGCCGCAGAGCUGCGAGUCCAGAAAGAUAUUGCCGAGUUGUCUUUACCCAACACCAUGAAGCUCGAAUACAAGGAUGCCGAUGACAUUCUCAACUUCAAGCUCAUCAUCAAGCCUGAUGAAGGCAUGUACGUAGGCGGCGAGUUCCCGUUCGAGAUCUCUGUGCCCCAGUCGUAUCCUCACGAAGCGCCCAAAGUCCGCUGCGUGCCCACGAUUUACCACCCCAACAUCGACCUCGAGGGAAAGGUCUGCCUAAACAUCCUGCGUGAGGAAUGGAAGCCGGUUCUCAACCUCAACACCAUCUUCAUCGGUCUUCAGUUCCUCUUCGACCACCCCAAUGAGCACGACCCCCUCAACAAGGAAGCUGCCGAUGAGAUGCGCAAGGACAAGGCCAAGUUCGAGAGGGAUGUCAAGACGUCGAUGAGGGGAGGCAGGCUUAGGAAUGGAAACUCGAGCGAUGCCACCGAAUACACUCGGGUGCUUGCUGUGGCAUAGGACGACACAGAGCACGAGUCUUAUAUCGCCCGGAUCAAGAAGCACGUUACCAAGAGUGGAAAGUCCAUGGUUUGGGACGGCACAGGACUGCAAACCUCGGCCAACCUGCCACGCGAUGCCGCUACCGGUACUCCCUCUGACCUAAACCCGACAGCGGCGAUAUUCGUUCCUUCGCCGG
This is a messenger RNA of Truncatella angustata, 1178 nucleotides long. Its product is annotated as ubiquitin-conjugating enzyme. Bases 425 to 1000 code for a protein of 191 amino acids. The record is from RefSeq and is a predicted model, not a curated record. The transcript is spliced from 3 exons. Lineage: Eukaryota; Fungi; Ascomycota; Sordariomycetes; Amphisphaeriales; Sporocadaceae.